AAAUAUUUAUAUUUAAAAGAAAUCUUUAACAAGAAUAUGUUUAAAUACAAAAAAAUCAAAACUAUUUUUUUAUUAUUGGUCACCCUAUAUACUUAAGUGUUUGUGUGUUCAGUUUUUUUCUUAUCAUCACAACAUUUGAUUAAUUAUCUCCAGCUACUAGAUACAAUAAAAGUAUUUGUGUAAAACAUCAUUUUAAUUGUUUGUUAUGCAGAUUUCUUAGUUAUAUAUCUCUCAAAUAAAAUUUAUAUUCAAACAGUGGCUUUGUUUCUACUCAACAAUAAUUUAUAUAUAAAAAAAUAAAUAAAUAAAAAGUGUUUGUAAACGUAAUAAAAAAUAUUUGUAUAAAAUUAUUAAGUGAUUAAUUGUUUAAUGGAAAUUUUGUCAUAUUUCUCACUAUAUCUUCUAAUAAAUCAACUAAAGCUAAGGAAAUUAUCCAAUAGAAUAUUUGCAUACAAAAUUAAAUUUAACAAACAAUACUAGACUAAUUAAUCGGAAAGCCUUUAAAUUUCUAUGAAUUCUUCAAUAUUGGUCAAACUCCGAUCAACAUUCAUCUUCAGCUGAUAUAUCUCUUAUGCAUCAGGAUUUAGCUUCGCCCAACUCUGUGUCGGCCAAUUAUCAACUAGCUCUGGGCCAAAGACAUUCGUCGGUGGGUAAUUUGGAACAUCAACAGGAUUUCUCCUCGUACACUGCUAAAAUGUAUCAUUCCUCAGCCGGUUAUCCUGAUUUAAGCGGCAGCACCAGUGGCUCUGGGGUCAGUUCGUAUCAUCAGCAGGCUGCCGCAGCAGCUGCUACCGUCAGUGCUCCCGUCUAUGUUCCCUCAAAUAGAGCCCUAACCAAUAGUCAAUAUCAACAUGUUGCUGCUCAUUUUGGUACUGCUGCUGCUCAGAAUGCCUGGACAUCGGAUAGUUUUGGUACUGCUCAUGCCCAAUUACCUCCACAAUUCUAUACACAGAAUGCUGUUAUGAUGGGUUCGUGGAGAGCGGCCUAUGAUCCCACCGGUUUUCAACGUUCUUCACCCUAUGAUAGUGCUAUAGAUUUUCAAUUUGGUGAGGGUAGAGAAUGUGUAAAUUGUGGUGCCAUUAGCACCCCACUAUGGAGGCGAGACGGUACCGGUCAUUAUUUGUGUAACGCUUGCGGAUUGUAUCAUAAAAUGAAUGGCAUGAAUAGGCCGUUGAUCAAGCCAAGCAAGCGAUUGGUGAGUGCAACCGCCACUCGUCGCUUAGGUUUAUGCUGCACCAAUUGCGGUACACGUACCACAACACUAUGGAGACGUAACAAUGAAGGAGAACCUGUAUGUAAUGCCUGCGGCUUAUAUUUCAAAUUGCACGGUGUUAAUAGACCCUUAGCCAUGCGUAAAGAUGGCAUACAGACAAGAAAAAGGAAACCCAAAAAAUCGGGCAGUACUACCGAAAAUGGCAAAGAGAUCAAAGAUGACGAUCUUAAACCUUCUUUAGGCUUAGAACGACAUAGUCUUCCCGGUUCAUUAGCUUCAAAACUACAAAAUGAUUUAGCUGUCAAAUCGGCUAGCUCAUCAUCGGCCUUGCAUAAUUUAAGCCUGGGUUCUGCUACAUCUGCCUUACAUAGUUCUUUAAGCCAUCAUAUGCAUUUGCCACAUACUUCUGCCCAACAGACGAGGUUAUUAAAUAACGUGAGCUCACACACCACCUCCGCCCACAUAGGUUCCUCUACCAAUACCUCCACAACAAAUGGCAAUACAUCACACAGUAAUAACUUGUAUUCACCUUCAGCUCUAGCCGCCCAAAGUAAUUUGAGUCAUUCACAGUUGUCGGGUUCAGCUUUUGGUACACAAAAAUAUGAACAUCUAUUGGGCUCCAGUAAUGCUCUAUCAAAUGGUUUAUCACCUUCCAGUUCAGCCGGCUCCAAUUAUCAUGCCCAUCAUUUACAUCACCAUCAUCAUGCAGCAGCUGCCGCUCAUCAUGCUGCCUCGGCAGCUCAUCACCAUCAUCAUCAUCACUCACCUUCGUUGUCGCAACAUGUACCCACCUCAGCGAGUAGUGGUGGCAGUUUAGGUGGUUAUAGUGUUAAAUCCGAAACAAAUGCCACCAACUAUGAUUAUGUUAAUAAUUGCUACUUCGGUUCUUCGUUUGGAGCCUUAGGUGGUUCUACCGGUUCUUCAUCGGGCAUGCAUGGUGCUACUGCUUCGGAUAUGGCCGGUGUAUAUCAUCAUCAGCACAAUGUUAUACAGGCAGCCAAACUAAUGGCCACCUCUUAAAACUUCAUAACCUUAACAGUAUUACAGAGAUUACAGUGAUAGAGUUUACAGGAUCUCUUAUAUCUAAAAGUGUAUUAUUGAAAAUCAAUUGUGAGAGUUUCGGGAAAAAAGAGAAAUCUAAUCACCUUAAAUACCCUUCAUAAUCGUCUCUUUUUAUAUAAUUUUACACACACACACAUACAAAAAAAGACUUAAAUUUAAAUUAUUUUAACAACAAAAAGAACUAUAAAAAAAUUAA
Molecule: messenger RNA, 2471 nt
Organism: Lucilia cuprina (Australian sheep blowfly)
Lineage: Eukaryota; Metazoa; Arthropoda; Insecta; Diptera; Calliphoridae
Product: GATA-binding factor A
Exons: 4
Coding region: 572-2233 (553 amino acids)
Biological process (GO): cell fate commitment; negative regulation of transcription by RNA polymerase II; positive regulation of transcription by RNA polymerase II
Molecular function (GO): DNA-binding transcription factor activity, RNA polymerase II-specific; RNA polymerase II cis-regulatory region sequence-specific DNA binding; zinc ion binding
Source: RefSeq, a predicted model, not a curated record